Molecule: messenger RNA, 3034 nt
Organism: Urocitellus parryii (Arctic ground squirrel)
Lineage: Eukaryota; Metazoa; Chordata; Mammalia; Rodentia; Sciuridae
Gene: Abcb6
Product: ATP binding cassette subfamily B member 6 (LAN blood group)
Biological process (GO): heme transport; transmembrane transport
Cellular component (GO): vacuolar membrane
Molecular function (GO): ABC-type heme transporter activity; ATP hydrolysis activity; ATP binding
Source: RefSeq, a predicted model, not a curated record
UAGGGGAUGGGGCGGGACAGGGUGGGGGCCGCUGCGGUAGAGGGCGGUGCGAGUCUGACAUUGGGUUUUCUGUGCGCCAACACUUGGCCGGAGGGUCCUGGGCUGCGGGCGGAGGCGGCGUACGUGCCCUGCGUGAGUGCGUGGUGGCGGCGCGUGCGCGAAGCGAGUGGGCGGUGUGGCAGGUCCAUGUGCGUCCAUUCCCAAGACCCCCGCAGUUUCGCUCCGGGAGACUCCAUGACCCAAGACACCCCGGCGUCCGAGCCUCUCCCUGAGCGGCCAGUCCGGUUCUCCGGUCCCACAGUGCUUGCAGGUUCGACCAGCAGCCACAUAUUGUCAUGGUGAUUGUGGGCAACUACUGUGAGGCCGAAGGGCCCGUGGGUCCGACCUGGGCUCAGGGGGGCCUGAGUCCCUGCUUCUUCUUCACGUUCGUGUCCUCAACGCUGAUGGCCCUUGGGACUCUGGCCUUGGUGCUGGCUCUUCCCUGCAAGCGUCGGGAGCGACUCGUUAGCGCGGACGCUUUGUCUUGGGGGACUGGUCCCCACAUCGCUCCUUACGGGCUGCAGCUGCUUCUGGCCACACUUCAGGUGGCACUGCCACUGGCUGGCCUGGUUGGCCGGGUGGGCACCGCCCGGGGGACCCGGCUGCCAGGCUACCUGCUGCUGGCUUCUGUGCUGGAGAGUGUGGCCAGUGCCUUUGGCCUGUGGCUGCUUGUGAAGGAACGGAGCCAGGCACGGCAGAGUCUCGCAAUGGGCGUCUGGAUCAAGUUCAGGCACAGUCCUGCUCUCCUGUUUCUCUGGACGGUGGCGUUUGCAGCUGAGAACUUGGCCCUUGUGUCUUGGAACAACCCGCAGUGGUGGUGGGCAAGGGCAGACCAGGGUCAGCAGGUUCAGUUUGGUCUGUGGGUCCUGAGAUAUGUGGUUUCUGGAGGGCUGUUUGUCCUGGGGCUCUGGGCCCCUGGACUUCGUCCCCAGUCCUACACCUUGCAGGUUAUUGAAGAAGACCAAGAUGUAGAAAGGAACCAGGCUGGAUCGACAGACCAACAGUCUACUUGGCGAGACUUUGGCAGGAAGCUUCGCCUGUUGAGUGGCUACCUAUGGCCUAAGGGGAGUCCAGCUCUGCAGCUGGUUGUACUCAUCUGUCUGGGGCUCAUGGGCUUGGACCGAGCACUCAAUGUGUUGGUCCCCAUCUUCUAUAGAGACAUUGUGAACUUGCUGACUAAGAAUGCCCCUUGGAGUUCCCUGGCCUGGACUGUUACCACCUAUGUCUUCCUCAAGUUCCUCCAGGGUGGUGGCACUGGCAGUACAGGCUUUGUGAGCAACCUGCGCACGUUCCUGUGGAUCCGGGUGCAGCAGUUCACAUCACGGUGUGUGGAGCUACGCCUCUUCUCCCACUUGCACGAGUUAUCACUGCGUUGGCACCUGAGUCGCCGCACUGGGGAGGUGCUGAGGAUUGUUGACCGGGGCACAUCCAGUGUCACAGGGUUGCUCAGCUACCUGGUGUUCAACAUCAUCCCCACGCUGGCUGACAUCAUCAUUGGCAUCAUCUACUUCAGCAUGUUCUUCAAUGCCUGGUUUGGCCUCAUUGUGUUUCUGUGCAUGAGUCUUUACCUCAUCCUGACUAUCGUGGUCACUGAGUGGAGAACUAAGUUUCGCCGUGCCAUGAACACACAGGAAAAUGCCACGCGGGCACGAGCAGUGGACUCUCUGCUAAACUUCGAGACAGUGAAGUACUACAACGCUGAGGGUUAUGAAGUGGAGCGCUACCAAGAGGCCAUCAUAAAGUAUCAGGGUUUGGAGUGGAAGUCAAGUGCUUCACUGGUUUUACUGAAUCAGACCCAGAACUUGGUUAUUGGACUUGGUCUCCUUGCUGGCUCCCUCCUUUGCGCAUACUUUGUCAGUGAGCAGAAGCUACAGGUUGGAGACUUUGUGCUCUUUGGCACUUACAUCAUCCAACUAUACAUGCCCCUCAACUGGUUUGGCACCUAUUACAGGAUGAUCCAGACCAACUUCAUUGACAUGGAGAAYAUGUUUGACCUGCUGAAAGAGGAGGCAGAAGUGACGGACCUUCCUGGAGCAGGGCCCCUUCACUUUCAAAAGGGCCAGAUUGAGUUUGAGAAUGUGCACUUCAGCUAUGCUAAUGGGCGGGAGACCCUGCAGGACGUGUCCUUCACUGUGAUGCCUGGACAGACACUGGCCCUGGUGGGCCCAUCUGGGGCAGGGAAGAGCACAAUUUUGCGCCUUCUGUUUCGUUUCUAUGACAUUAGUUCUGGCUGUAUCCGAAUAGAUGGGCAGGACAUUUCACAGGUGACCCAGACCUCUCUCCGAUCCCACAUUGGAGUUGUGCCCCAGGAUACUGUCCUCUUCAAUGACACUGUUGCCAACAACAUCCGUUAUGGCCGUGUCACAGCAGGGAACAACGAGGUAGAGGCUGCUGCACAGGCUGCAGGCAUCCAUGAUGCUAUCAUGACAUUCCCUGAAGGGUACGAGACCCAGGUGGGUGAGCGGGGUCUGAAGCUAAGCGGUGGGGAGAAGCAACGAGUUGCCAUUGCUCGCACCAUUCUCAAAGCUCCAGACAUCAUUCUGCUGGAUGAGGCAACUUCAGCCCUGGAUACAUCUAAUGAGAGGGCCAUCCAGGCUUCUCUGGCCAAAGUGUGCGCCAACCGCACCACCAUCGUGGUGGCACACAGGCUUUCCACUGUGGUCAAUGCUGAUCAGAUCCUUGUCAUUAAAGAUGGCUGCAUCGUGGAGAGAGGACGGCAUGAGGCACUAUUGUCCCGAGGUGGGGUAUAUGCUGAUAUGUGGCAGCUGCAGCAACAGGGACAAGAAGAAGCCUCUGAAGACACUAAGCCCCAGACCAUGGCUCAGUGACAAAAGUUGUGGUUUCUUCCCUCUCACACACUAACUCAGGGGAAUAAGAUGUGUCCCUUUUCCCUGGCUUAUUUCAUCCUGGUCAGGGGUUUGGUGCUAGCUGUUAUGAGGGAAAGGGGCCUUUUAGAAAAGUACUUUUUGGGAAAAUAAAUGUGUGGAAUGUGUGA